Molecule: messenger RNA, 2170 nt
Organism: Canariomyces notabilis
Lineage: Eukaryota; Fungi; Ascomycota; Sordariomycetes; Sordariales; Chaetomiaceae
Exons: 3
Coding region: 365-1960 (531 amino acids)
Source: RefSeq, a predicted model, not a curated record
UAGGUAGUAUGCAUGACAUCUGCAUGCCAUCCGGGGCCCUACACUGUCGAGGAUAGACCCGAGCAGCCACACCGCCAUGAGUACCUCCAGUCAUGGCCAUGCCCCCUGGUAACCAUUGUGAUGGCCCUCCCAGGUGCCAGCUAAUAUGUGGCGACUGGCGAGACGGCCCUUAUUUGGUAAAGAGGGAGCCAGGUUAGGUAAAGUAAGGUAAGCAUUGGCGGACCAGGUCGGGACUAAGAAGUAAAGACCGUGAUCAUUAUUCUUCUGCCUGAUAGCCCAGCACUUGGCCAAGGUAAACACUCAGCACUUGCUGUCUCAGUCGUUCUUGACACUGUAGAUUCCCCGCGCCGACUCGGACAGCAGCAUGGCCAAGUCCAAGUUGUCGCUCCACCAAGGGCGCCUGCUCCAAUGGGCACUGCUCGUAAUGCUGCUGCCUACGCCGACGCUGUGCGGCUCCAUGGCGGCAUGGUGGACCGACAUUGGCCCGUCCUUCGCCAUGCAGAACGCCUCGACGGGGCUCAUCACGUACAGUCUCUGCCACAGCAACAACACGCCGCUCUACCCCGUCGACCCUCCCCUGACCUUUGACACGACGUACGCGCCCAAGAACGGCACCUCGCUGGCGGCGACGGGCUGGUUCGACAAGACAACCACCUGGGCGUCCCUGUUCUACCAGAACAACAACGAUGAUAUCGUCAACGCCAUCUACACGUGCGAUUUCAAGACCGGGCGGUACAUGCACCAGGACAGCCUGGUCAUCUCGGACCGCGCGGGGACACCGGCCCCGCACGCGCAGACGGGCCUCUCGGUGACACUGCUCGGCGAGCAGGAGGGGUACCGCGUGUUUUUCCAGGACCGUUCCAGGGCUCUGCAGUCGUUGAAAUUCACCCAGGUCGAGAGCUGGUCCUAUGGCGGGCCCGUGUCGACCAACACGCACCGCUCCGGCAUGGCGAUCAGCUCCAUGUUCUCUGGCGUGCGGAACGUGACCGUCGUAACCCCCCGCGAUGAGGCCAACAUGGAGGUGACACGUUUGAACAUAGACGGUGCCUGGCACAUUUCAACAUUCCCCACCCCCCUCAGCGGCCGUAACAUCACCAACCUGUCCAACGCCACCUCCUUCCCCUACGACAACAGCACCACACCAUCAUUCACCCUCGACGCCUGGUCCGGCAACCCCAAAGCGCUCGGCAUCGCCAUCGACACCCUCCUGACCCGCCACGUCUUUUACAUGGGCACCGACGGGUACCCGCGCGAGGUGGCCUCCUUUGUGGUUGCCAACGGGGGCUCCGAGGGCCCGGCCGAGAGCGCGUGGCGGGCGCAGCCCAAGCAGGCGACCGAGUUCUGGCCGCGCGCCGCUGACGGGGGCGACGCUGACUUUGCUAUUGCCAGCGACAUUGGCGAGAGCGUUAUCCGCUUGUACUAUUUUGUUGAUGAGGUGAAUGAAGGUGGGCGGCGGCUUGUCGAGGCGCGUUACCGUAACGGGAACUGGGACCCUGCCGCUCCGUUGCAGACGGCCAAUGUCACGGCGGCUGCUACUGCGGGUGACGGGACCGGGAAUGGGGAAGCGGGGCAGUCAGUCGAGGGGGGUAGUGGGGGGUUGUCGACUGGCGCGCAGGCUGGUAUUGGGGUUGGUGUGGCCGUCGGGGUGUUGCUACUCGGGGCCGCGCUGGGGUGGUGGGUGUUGCGCUGGAGGAAGGGGAAGGCGGGCAAGAAGGUGGAUGAGGAGGGCGCGGCGGGGGGCAGCAGUGGCGGUGAUGCUCCCGGUUCGGAGGGUUCCGCGGCGGAUGGCACCAGGGUGGACAGCGGUAUGAGCCAGGCCUUGUGGGAGACGGAUGUCAAGGAUACUGUCAUCAGUUCCGAGCCGAGGGAGCUCGACAGCCCGGACCCGAAAACCGAGCUGCCCGAGUCCGGGGAUCGGAACGAGUUGCCUACGAAUAAAAACGUGCCGGAACUGCCCUAGGGCUUGGUUGAAAUGGAGUGAAAAAGGAGUGGCGGUUGGAGUGUGGCGGAUGUGGCGCAUAGCUCUUCAGUUGUUCAUCUCGGGUACGGUUCUUCAGGACCUAGGGAUAGUAAGGACGGUCUUUGCGGGGUGUACGAACCUGUUUCUCUAGCAUUUUCCAUUGCAGAUAUCCUUUUGCAUCACCAAUGAAGUACCAGUCGAAGAAGUUGA